CAAGUGGAGACAAAUAAAAGUGCAAAAUUCAGCACUCAAAAACAUCAACGAGGUCGCAAGAUACUAACUAGGACUCCCGUGUCGUCUCAUAGGAAGCGCAAUUCCUCUUCGGAUCAAGAUUUGGCUGAUGCGCCUGAUCCUACGCCUUCCACAUUUCACAGUUCUUCAGUGUCAGACUCCAGAGAAGAGACCGUUGCAACUACGUCGACAUCUUCCCUUCGGAGAUCUGCUAGGGAACCUAGACCAAAGCGAGCUCUUAGUCCCAACCCCAACGAGUCCAAAACGCCGACCUCGCAUGAAGAAAUCGAGUCUUUCGCAAGGGUGACGAUGUUAAGGAAAACGAAACUGCUCGGGACAAGGAAAAAUCGGGAUCGAAGGGAUGAGGAUAACAGUGAUCACACUAAUGGCUAUAGACCCGUUCAACCUAUGGAGGUCUCGGUUGAGGGCGGUGACGAGCAAGUCGUUGCUGACGACGAUAUGGAAAACGAUCUUGUUGACAUUCAACCGUUUGAGACUGGCGAAACUGUCAACGAGGUGUUUAUGACUGCGAGUUUCUCAAGGCGGGACGCUGUUCAACACGUAAACGUUAGCGUUCUGACGUUGCCGCAGUUGUCAGAGAAUAUCGAACACUCAGCGGAGGAUCCCUUCCGGCAACGAAGUACGGAUGGUCCUGUUCCAAUGCUGGAUAACGAAAUCAUUGUGAGCUCAUCGCCAUCAGGUCUUGAAAUGAAUAAUGAGGAGCUCAAGUUGAAUCCGCAAGAAAAAGGAGUUGUUGUGGAAAGUGGAUCUGGUCAGAGCUUCGUACAUGAUGACGAAAUCGGCUCGUCACUUGAAGUGUUCAACGAUGAACGCUGUGAGUCUUACGGAACAGCCAGCGGCAGAGAUUUUACGUCGGAAGAUAUAAAUAAUCAUAUGGAACCUCCAGUUCUGGAUGGUCCUAUAAUAGAUCCGUCAACCUAUGACCUGAAACCUGGCGUCGAUGCCCCGCCGAAGUUGAUGGCUGAUGGGGUGCUGACGAAAGAGACUCCUAAACCGAUGCACUACGUUGUUGGAGAGAUUUAUAGGGUUCAUACUCCAAACGGGACAGAACAGGAGGUCCAGUUGGCUGUUAUGGACGAUGGAUCUGAAGCUCUGGUGAAUGCCAAUGGAGAAGUAGUGGAUUUAACGCCAGAAGAUUCUUAUGCUACUAUUGACAUCUGUGAUAUUGACUUCAACUUUCUCGACGAUAAGAAUAUUGUUUGUGGGUUGUGUGGAGAAGUGGUAGUGUACAGUACACUCUUCACGAUUCAUCUCAGUCGGGUACAUCCAGAGAUUGUUCAUGUCGUUCGACACUUUAACGCUUGGCACCCUACUAACCAUCAGUGUGCUGGUCAAUGGCAGAAACGAUCCCAAAGGCCUGGAGUUGGAAAACCGCUUUCGAAACAGGACUUCGCCGUGAUUGACUUGUCGCAUACGCAGCCUGACAAUCUACAAUGUAUUUGGUGUGGAAUGUUCAUUGAUGCCACAACCAUAGCAGUCCAUUUCACGGAGUGCCACGCCGGGGAGGUUGAAGUUCCGAAAUGCCUGCUCUGCAUCCAGGAACUUGUUAUAAACGCACGUGUCAUCGAAAAAUUCGGCUCAGACUUUGAUAUCGUGCUCCCAGAUGAAUUCCACAUCAAAGUCGAAAAGCUUAAUAAGCUUUUCACGUCUGAAUCACAAAUGGACAGCGCUAUUGAAAAGUACCUGGACACUCUGAAUGGAAAGCGAAAAAGAGCUCCUCUUACUGUGGAGCGCAGAGUUUUCGAAGGAGAUUCUGUUGUGGUGCACCCACCGCCAUACCCGGAGACGAUGACUCCGUCGAUGGACUAG
Ostertagia ostertagi is the source of this 1848-nucleotide messenger RNA. The record is from the annotation of a GenBank genome assembly. Lineage: Eukaryota; Metazoa; Nematoda; Chromadorea; Rhabditida; Trichostrongylidae.